UAAAUUCUUCUUCCUAUAUCUUCCACUUAAGUUACACAAGAUUUAAGGGUAUUCCAAAGUCCCUAAGCAGUGAAACGCAAAUAUGCAAUGCAGUGAAAAUUGUUUCCGCUCCGCUCUCCACUGUCAGUGUCAUGGUGGAGCUUCCCAAAUCCCUCUCUUCCCACAGUCUUCUCAAGCUGCUCAAAGCUCAGAAGUCCCUUCUCUCUGCCCUUAGCCUCUUCGACGACGCCACGCGCCGCCCCGGCUUUGUCCCCUCCUCCGCCGUCUUCCACCACAUCCUCCGCCGCCUGGCCACCGACCCCGCCCUCUUCCUCGCCCACGCGCAACGUAUUGUCUCCUCCAUUCGCUGCCCCUGCCACGAGGAGGUGCCCCUCGUCCUCCUCAAAGCCUACGCCAAAUCCCGCAUGCCCGACGAAGCCCUGCACGUGUUCCAAACCAUGCCGCAAGUGUUCGGGUGCACCCCCACCACACGCUCCUUCAAUACCCUCCUCAACGCGUUCGUUGAAUCGAACCAAUGGGCACGGGCUGAGGGCUUCUUCAAGUACUUUGAAUCCGCUCGCGUGUUGCCGAAUGUCGAAACCUAUAACGUUAUCAUGAAGGUGUUGUGUAAAAAGCGUGAGUUUGAGAAGGUUAGGGAGUUGCUGACGUGGAUGUCGAGUGCGGGGUUGAGCCCUGAUAAGGUCACUUACGGUACUUUGAUUGGUGCAACGGCGAAGAGUGGAGAUUUGGGAUUUGCACUUGAAGUGUUCGAUGAAAUGCGUGAGCACGGGGUGGAACCUGAUGUGGUGUGUUAUAACAUGAUCAUUGAUGGGUUUUUCAAAAGUGGGAAUUUUCUGAAGGCGAGUGAAAUGUGGGAGAGGUUGUUGAGGGAAGAGUCGGUGUUUCCCAGUGUGGUGAGUUAUAACGUCAUGAUUAGUGGCUUGUGUAAGUGUGGUAGGUUUGGUGAGGGUUUGGAGAUAUGGGAGCGGAUGAAGAGGAAUGACAGGAGGCAUGAUUUGUUUACGUAUAGUACUUUGAUACAUGGGUUGAGUGAAGGGGGGGAUUUGGAUGGAGCUAGAAGGGUUUACGAGGAGAUGGUUGGACGAGGUGUUAGGCCUGAUGUUGUUACGUGUAAUGCAAUGCUUAAUGGGUUGUGUAAGGCGGGGAAGGUUAAGGAAUGUUUUGAAUUGUGGGAGGAGAUGGGGAACUGGGGUCUGCGGAACGUGAGAAGUUAUAACAUAUUUCUGAAGGGGUUGUUUGAGAAUGAGAAGGUGGAGGAGGCCAUGUCGAUGUGGGGUGGUUUGUCGAAGGCGGAUUCUGCUACGUUUAGUGUGGUGAUUCAUGGUUUGUGUAGGAAUGGGCAUGUGAAUUGGGCUUUGCGGGUGUUGGAAGAGGCUGAACAGAAGGGAGGUGAUGUGGAUGUGGAUGCUUUUACUUACUCGUCAAUGAUAAACGCUUUGUGCAAAGAAGGGAGAUUAGAUGAGGUAAGUGGAGUCGUAGAACUUAUGAAUAAGCGUGGCUGUAAAUUGAACCUCCAUGUUUGUAAUGUGCUUAUUGAUGGGUUUGUUAAACAUUCGAGACUUGAUAGUGCUGUUAAAGCUUUUGGGGAAAUGGGCAGCAAAGGUUGCCCACCAAAUGUUGUGUCCUAUAAUAUUCUUAUAAAUGGAUUACUGAGAGCUGGAAGAUUUCGUGAGGCUUCUGAUUAUGUUAAUGAAAUGUUGCAAAAAGGGUGGAAACCAGAUAUUAUCACAUAUAGUAUGUUGAUAGAUAGUCUUUAUGAGAACAGGAUGGGGGAGGCAGCCGUUAGGUUGUGGCAUCAGUUUCUUAACACAGGGCAUAUGCCUGAUAUUACUAUGUACAACAUUGUCAUUCAUAGACUUUGUUGUUCUGGGAAAGUGGAAGAUGCUCUGCAGCUUUAUUUAACGAUGAGGCAGAGGAAAUGUAUUAGCCUUGUGACUUACAAUACCAUUAUGGAGGGUUUUUACAAAGUUGGAAACUGCAGAAUGGCAUCAAUGACUUGGGAUCAAAUCUCAGCAGAUGGGCUACAACCCGACAUCAUCUCGUAUAAUAUUACUCUUAAGGGGCUCUGUUCUUGUGGUAGAGUAACAGAUGCAAUUGAGGUUCUAAAUGAUGCUUUGGCGCAUGGUGUUCUGCCAACGGCCAUUACCUGGAACAUAUUAGUUAGAGCAUUGAUAUUUGACAACAUCAGCUACAAGCCUACUAGUAUUAUACUAAAACACAAGUAUUUUACUGGUCUCACAGGAAAUGGGAUUCCGGAGAUGUUUAGGAGAUACAGAGAUACAAAAAACAAAAUUAAUCUCCUAAAUUCUUCUUCCUAUAUCUUCCACUUAAGUUACACAAGAUUUAAGGGUAUUCCAAAGUCCCUAAGCAGUGAAACGCAAAUAUGCAAUGCAGUGAAAAUUGUUUCCGCUCCGCUCUCCACUGUCAGUGUCAUGGUGGAGCUUCCCAAAUCCCUCUCUUCCCACAGUCUUCUCAAGCUGCUCAAAGCUCAGAAGUCCCUUCUCUCUGCCCUUAGCCUCUUCGACGACGCCACGCGCCGCCCCGGCUUUGUCCCCUCCUCCGCCGUCUUCCACCACAUCCUCCGCCGCCUGGCCACCGACCCCGCCCUCUUCCUCGCCCACGCGCAACGUAUUGUCUCCUCCAUUCGCUGCCCCUGCCACGAGGAGGUGCCCCUCGUCCUCCUCAAAGCCUACGCCAAAUCCCGCAUGCCCGACGAAGCCCUGCACGUGUUCCAAACCAUGCCGCAAGUGUUCGGGUGCACCCCCACCACACGCUCCUUCAAUACCCUCCUCAACGCGUUCGUUGAAUCGAACCAAUGGGCACGGGCUGAGGGCUUCUUCAAGUACUUUGAAUCCGCUCGCGUGUUGCCGAAUGUCGAAACCUAUAACGUUAUCAUGAAGGUGUUGUGUAAAAAGCGUGAGUUUGAGAAGGUUAGGGAGUUGCUGACGUGGAUGUCGAGUGCGGGGUUGAGCCCUGAUAAGGUCACUUACGGUACUUUGAUUGGUGCAACGGCGAAGAGUGGAGAUUUGGGAUUUGCACUUGAAGUGUUCGAUGAAAUGCGUGAGCACGGGGUGGAACCUGAUGUGGUGUGUUAUAACAUGAUCAUUGAUGGGUUUUUCAAAAGUGGGAAUUUUCUGAAGGCGAGUGAAAUGUGGGAGAGGUUGUUGAGGGAAGAGUCGGUGUUUCCCAGUGUGGUGAGUUAUAACGUCAUGAUUAGUGGCUUGUGUAAGUGUGGUAGGUUUGGUGAGGGUUUGGAGAUAUGGGAGCGGAUGAAGAGGAAUGACAAGAGGCAUGAUUUGUUUACGUAUAGUACUUUGAUACAUGGGUUGAGUGAAGGGGGGGAUUUGGAUGGAGCUAGAAGGGUUUACGAGGAGAUGGUUGGACGAGGUGUUAGGCCUGAUGUUGUUACGUGUAAUGCAAUGCUUAAUGGGUUGUGUAAGGCGGGGAAGGUUAAGGAAUGUUUUGAAUUGUGGGAGGAGAUGGGGAACUGGGGUCUGCGGAACGUGAGAAGUUAUAACAUAUUUCUGAAGGGGUUGUUUGAGAAUGAGAAGGUGGAGGAGGCCAUGUCGAUGUGGGGUGGUUUGUCGAAGGCGGAUUCUGCUACGUUUAGUGUGGUGAUUCAUGGUUUGUGUAGGAAUGGGCAUGUGAAUUGGGCUUUGCGGGUGUUGGAAGAGGCUGAACAGAAGGGAGGUGAUGUGGAUGUGGAUGCUUUUACUUACUCGUCAAUGAUAAACGCUUUGUGCAAAGAAGGGAGAUUAGAUGAGGUAAGUGGAGUCGUAGAACUUAUGAAUAAGCGUGGCUGUAAAUUGAACCUCCAUGUUUGUAAUGUGCUUAUUGAUGGGUUUGUUAAACAUUCGAGACUUGAUAGUGCUGUUAAAGCUUUUGGGGAAAUGGGCAGCAAAGGUUGCCCACCAAAUGUUGUGUCCUAUAAUAUUCUUAUAAAUGGAUUACUGAGAGCUGGAAGAUUUCGUGAGGCUUCUGAUUAUGUUAAUGAAAUGUUGCAAAAAGGGUGGAAACCAGAUAUUAUCACAUAUAGUAUGUUGAUAGAUAGUCUUUAUGAGAACAGGAUGGGGGAGGCAGCCGUUAGGUUGUGGCAUCAGUUUCUUAACACAGGGCAUAUGCCUGAUAUUACUAUGUACAACAUUGUCAUUCAUAGACUUUGUUGUUCUGGGAAAGUGGAAGAUGCUCUGCAGCUUUAUUUAACGAUGAGGCAGAGGAAAUGUAUUAGCCUUGUGACUUACAAUACCAUUAUGGAGGGUUUUUACAAAGUUGGAAACUGCAGAAUGGCAUCAAUGACUUGGGAUCAAAUCUCAGCAGAUGGGCUACAACCCGACAUCAUCUCGUAUAAUAUUACUCUUAAGGGGCUCUGUUCUUGUGGUAGAGUAACAGAUGCAAUUGAGGUUCUAAAUGAUGCUUUGGCGCAUGGUGUUCUGCCAACGGCCAUUACCUGGAACAUAUUAGUUAGAGCAUUGAUAUUUUUCUGAUGUGGACUAAUUUUUUAAUAUAAUUUUUUCAGUAUUUUUCCACUAGUUGACAACAUCAGCUACAAGCCUACUAGUAUUAUACUAAAACACAAGUAUUUUACUGGUCUCACAGGAAAUGGGAUUCCGGAGAUGUUUAGGUAUGCGACCAAGCAGCAUUUUUGAGCAUGCUUGUCAUAUUACGCUUCCAGAUAGCGCUUUGAAGGAAAUUUAACGGCCCUGGGCAAACAGCUGCUGGCGAUGGACUACAUCUAAUACACAGGCACAUUACGGUAUUAGGUACUUGGGUGCAAUGCAGCUUGUCUCUAGGAUGCCUAAAUUUUGGAGUUGACUGAACAGAAAAGGGUAAUUUGUUUGGAUUUUUGGGAUAUUUAUCUGCCUCAGGCCUUAUUGGGAAUUUCAGGCAGCAAUUACUAUACUUUUCUAAUUGAUUAGCCAUGCUGUUAAGCUGUACAGAAAUUAGUAACAUUUUGUAGUUAUUAGUUCUCGUUAAUUGUUUAUAUGACAGGAGAUACAGAGAUACAAGUUAGCUUCCAAAUGUACAUUUCUAAAAGCUAGGAUGAUGAUAAAAGUAUGUUUUUCUGUUUUAACAAAAGAUAUGAAAGAAAAGCAUCGCACGGUAACCCAGUUGCCCAGAUUUUGGUGAUUGUAGUUAUAUAACCAAUAUCUGUUGUUGUUGAUGCCAAAACAAAGCUGCAUGAUGUUAUCAGGCCCAAGUUAUAAGCUUCCACCUGGGUUUAUUGCUCAUGCAAUAUCCUUUAAUAAUUGUA
This is a messenger RNA of Vigna umbellata (rice bean), 5251 nucleotides long. Lineage: Eukaryota; Viridiplantae; Streptophyta; Magnoliopsida; Fabales; Fabaceae. The record is from RefSeq and is a predicted model, not a curated record.